AUGAAUUCGUAUUAUAAUAUUACAAACAAAAGAUUGUAUUAUAGAGGACAAAUUGAUAUAAUAGAUAUGCCAAUGCAAUUAACUAGCAACUAUAAAUACUUUCUUGUUUAUGAGGAUCAAACAUCUAGAUUUGUUGUAUUGAAAGGGUUACAUGGAAAUACAGCAAAUGAAGUAGCUCUAAAAUUGUUAGACAUAUUGGCUAUUAUUGGAGCACCGCAGGUGUUACAAAGCAAUAAUGGCCGCAAGUUUGCAAAAGAAGUUGUGCAAGAGUUGCGUCUCUUGUGCAAAGAUUUUAUAAUACUUCACGGAGAAAUCUCUCAGAACAAAGAACAGAACAGAGAUUUUAAGAAUUUACUUGAACGUUGGGUGGAAAAAAACCCAACAAAGACAUGGUAUGAAGCUGUGAAAUACAUACAAAUUUUUCAAAAUUCAACAUUUCGUUCUGAGAAUGGAAAGAUUCCUUAUGAUAUUUUAUUUGGACGAAAUGUACAUGAAGAUUUCGAGAAACGAAUUAAUACAAUAGAUUCAGCAGAAAACAUAUGGACAGAAGAGGAAUGGAUUAGUCUCAUGUCUAAUGGAACAGAUAAUGUUAAAAAGGAAAGUGAUGAACAGCAUACAGAAAAUUUAACUUUUACAGACAACAGAGAUGUGGAUAGUGUAAAAGAUUGUGAGAGUGACUCUUUCAGUGAGACUAAAGAUGAUCUCCAAAGAGACACUCCUGAUUUUAAUUUUGUGGACGUCAAGAGUGAACCACUAAUCAUGCACACAGAAGAUUCAGUAUUUGAGGAUGAUUCUGAUAUUAUAGAUGAUAAAGCAGUAUUAGCUGAGGAGAGUCAGAUCAAUUUAAAAUGUAAAGUUUGCCAAAAGCAAUACAUGAAACCUGGUUAUCUGAAAAAUCACAUGAGAACACAUUUAAAAGGAAAGAAGUUUGAAUGUGUUCUGUGUAACAAAACAUUUCACAUUUUAAGUUGGUAUGAGAAACAUAUGCGGCAGUCUCAUAGACAAAGUAAAUUAUCCAGUUUAAGUAGAAAGAGGAGAAGUAAAGAUUCACAAGAUGAAUCAACGUUAGACACAAAACCAUCUAAAUUAAGAAGUUUUUCGGAUUUAAAUCUUAGUGAAACACAAUCUAACGAAGCAGAUGAUUGUCCAAAAACGACAAAAAGUUUAAGUCUCGUUAAAGAGAGGAAAAAAAUUUCCACAGAUAACCGAUCUAUGAAAAUAAACGGAGAUCCAACUUUGAAGUGUUCGUAUUGUAAUCAAAAAUUCAACUUUCCUAGCGUAUUAAAAAGGCACGUGCGAUCUCACACGAACGAGAGGCCCUAUAUUUGUGAAAUUUGUAACAAGAGCUUUAAACAAUUGGGUCAUCUCAGUCAGCAUUCGUUAACGCACAAGGAUUAUCGUUCUUUCCAUUGUGCGGUUUGUGGAGUAAAGUUCGAAUCAUUGGGCUCACUGAAGAUCCACGCUCAGUCACACAAGCACGAUUAUAUUUCGAAAAACAAAGAGGCUUUUCGUUUAUUCGAAUGUGACAAUUGCAAAAAGGUAUUUACCACUAAGAGCGUUUUGGAGAGACACAUACUCACUCAUUCUCACGAGCGUCAAUUUGCCUGUAUAAUUUGCGGGAAAAGAUUCAAACAAGCGGGACACGUGAAGUCUCAUAUGUUGGUGCAUACGGGUGAACGAAACUUCGAAUGCUCCGUUUGCAAGAAGAGAUUCAGCCUUUCGAACUCUCUGAAGAAGCACAUGUACGUACACAAUGGGGAAAAACCGUAUCAAUGUGAUGUAUGUGGUGCACGAUUUCUUGAAAAGAGAAACCUAAACGGACAUCUUAUGACCCACACGAACGAGCGUCCGUUUCAGUGUAAAAUUUGUGGAAAGCGAUAUACUUUGGCAGACACUUUGCGUCGGCACAUAAGCGCUGCUCAUGAGGAUGGACGCACGUAUCAAUGUGAGAUCUGUGCAAAAAUGUUCAAGCAGCUUGCUCAUUUGUCUGUUCACAAAAAAGUGCACAACGAUGAACGACCAUUCCAGUGUCACUUGUGCGAAAAGAACUUUAAACAUAAAAACGUGUUGAAAUCCCACUUAGCCAUUCAUGCCAAUGUGAGGCCAUUCGAAUGUGACAUGUGCAAAGCCACAUUUGUGAGGAAAACAAAUUUGCAAACGCAUAUUACAUCGGCUCAUAUGAAUGAAAGACCGUACCUGUGUAUUAUUUGCGGCAAACGAUUCAAACAAAUUAGUCAUUUAAAUGGUCACGCGGUAGUGCACAACAAUUUAACGCCUUAUCAAUGCGACUUCUGUGAUCGACGAUGCAACAGACUUGAUAAUUUAAAAAAACAUAUGCGUCUUCAUACGAAGAAUAAAGAAUGA
This is a messenger RNA of Habropoda laboriosa, 2364 nucleotides long. RefSeq names its product zinc finger protein 708. Gene Ontology annotation, biological process: regulation of transcription by RNA polymerase II; DNA integration. Gene Ontology annotation, molecular function: RNA polymerase II transcription regulatory region sequence-specific DNA binding; DNA-binding transcription factor activity, RNA polymerase II-specific. Gene Ontology annotation, cellular component: nucleus. The record is from RefSeq and is a predicted model, not a curated record. The coding region runs from base 1 to 2364 and encodes 787 amino acids. NCBI's taxonomy places the organism in Eukaryota, Metazoa, Arthropoda, Insecta, Hymenoptera, Apidae. The transcript is spliced from 2 exons.